Messenger RNA from Aspergillus alliaceus, 2166 nucleotides. RefSeq names its product putative MFS transporter. The coding region runs from base 499 to 2124 and encodes 541 amino acids. Gene Ontology annotation, biological process: transmembrane transport. The record is from RefSeq and is a predicted model, not a curated record. Gene Ontology annotation, cellular component: membrane. Gene Ontology annotation, molecular function: transmembrane transporter activity. The transcript is spliced from 12 exons. NCBI's taxonomy places the organism in Eukaryota, Fungi, Ascomycota, Eurotiomycetes, Eurotiales, Aspergillaceae.
GCUAAUCUCUCUGCUCCGCACUUUCUCGUCCUACACGACCAUGGUACGAUUGGAAUUAUUGGAUGCAGCCUCGGACUAUACCCGAUAGCCCUCAUACUAUACUAUCCCUGUAAUGCUCUACCGGCAUUGAUGUCCACGUCGGGUCGGCACUAAGCCCGCCAUGGUGUGCAGAAUGAGCCUUUGGCUGGAUUGAUUCGCUCCCGCAUCGGCCUUUAAGGGGGGGGGGUUUUGUCCGGGACUGGGGAUGAUGUUUUCCCCACGGGGUUUCCCGUAUCCAUGCAAGUAUGCCUCAAUAAAAUCUGGGCACCUUGCCACCGACGUCCUAGAUCCUUGUCUUAAUCCUCUUCGCGCUCCUGUCAAUUGUCUAUAUGUGUCGGAGGACCCCCUUGCAUCCAAACACAUCGCGCGUCCUUCCUUUAUCUUGUUUCACACGGUCUAUCCACCUCAAGAGUUAUCCAAGCAUACUUACAUAGCUCCAGAGGAAGAUAACGAAGCAUAAUGUCAAGCCAUGACAGAGUAGCGUCCGCAAAGCUUACACAAGAUGAGCAAAUAGAGUCUGUUGAAAACACCCCCAACCGGGUUCGGGAGGACCCAAUCGAGCCCAGACAAAACAGAGCUCUUGAACUCAUUGCAGAUGCAGGGCGCUCUACUAUCCUGACAGCUGAGAAUAACGCUCGGGUGCUUCGAAAGAUCGACCUUAGGCUUCUACCCAUCCUUCUCGGAAUAUACUUCUUGCAGCAGCUCGACAAGUCAAGCCUUUCGUACGCAUCUAUUUUUGGUCUGGUUAAAACGGCCAACCUCCAUGGACAGCAAUAUUCCUGGCUAGGGGCGGUUGUUUACCUAGUGCAACUCGUUGCUCAACCGUUUGUCGCGUACAUAUUAGUCAAGGUGCCACUGGGCAAGUUUCUGGCAUGCACAACCCUUUGUUGGGGCAUUGCCCUGACCUGCAUGACCCCAGCAAAUACCUUCGCGGGACUGCUGGUCUGUCGGAUGUUUUUAGGUCUGUUUGAAGCUGGUAUACCUGCCGCUUUCAUUGCGAUCACACAAAUGUGGUAUCGACGAAUUGAACAGCCCGUCCGACUGGGUUCAUGGUAUGCCAUGAACGGUGUGGUAUACAUGUUCGGAAGUCUGAUAUCGUACGGAUUGGGUCAUAUUAAAUCCUCGGUUUUCGAACCUUAUCAGAUAAUCUUCCUAUUCUUCGGCCUUAUAACCAUCGUUUUCUCCGCUCUUAUUUUGUUGUAUAUGCCCGAUUCACCGCUUCAGUGCAAGUUCCUCGGAGAAGAGGACAAGCUUCUGGCCAUUGAGAGGCUUCGCAUGAACCAACAAGGUAUCGAAACGCAUGAAUGGAAAUGGGACCACGUGAAGGAGGCGGGUCUCGAUAUCAAAUCUUACUUCUGGUUUGCUCUGAUGUUUGCGAUAUCGAUUCCUAGUGGUGGCAUCUCAACAUUUGGACCAUUAAUCAUUGAGGCCUUCGGCUUCGACCAGUUCCAGACGAUUCUUUUCAAUAUACCAUUUGGUGCUGUUCAGCUCAUAGCCACAAUGGGUGGAGCGUGGCUAGCAACCUAUUUAAAAAUGAAGGGAUCUGUCAUUGCUCUGCUAUGUUUACCUGCUAUUGCUGGCUGUGUCAUGUUGCUGCACCUACCGCGCGAUGGUUCUCACAACGGGGCAUUACUUGCGGGAUACUAUAUUAUCUCCGUGUAUCCAGGAAUUACGCCCAUGAUAUAUUCCUGGUCGGCAGGAAAUACUGCAGGCGAGACGAAGAAAAAGGUCGUGAAUGGCGUACUUCUUGUUGGACAAUGUGCCGGUAACGUUCUCGGCUCAAAUCUGUACACCACUGCAGACGCACCAUUGUAUAGACGUGGCUUGCUAUCUAAUCUUGCGAUGUUCUGUCUCCUCGUUGUACUUGUUAUCAUGAAUAUGGCAUACCUCUUCUUCCUGAACAAGCAGCAUGAGAAGAGACGCGUUAGCAUGGGUAAGAGCGCCAAAAUUAUCGAUCAUUCGAUGCAAGCGAUUGGUGCCGUUCCAGUAGACAAAGCCGAGCCUCCACAGCACGCCAUGAGCGAAGACAAUGCGUUCAAAGAUCUCACAGACUGGACGAACGAGGACUUUGUCUACGUGUAUUGAACUCGAUCUUACUCAAAGAAGACAGGACGUGGUACAUGUUCA